AUGAGUACAAAAGACGAAAAAUUUAAUAAUGAAAAUGACAUUGAAGGAAAUACAGAAGAAAUUGUAGAUACAUUUGAUGCUUUAGGAUUAAAUGAAAAACUUUUAAGAGGUAUAUAUUCUUAUGGUUUUGAAAAACCUUCAGCAAUUCAACAAAGAGGUAUCAAGCCAAUUUUAAAAGGUUACGAUACUAUUGGACAAGCUCAAUCUGGAACAGGAAAAACAGCUACUUUUGUUAUAUCAUCUUUGCAAUUAAUUAAUUAUGAUUAUGUUGCUUGUCAAGCUUUAAUUUUGGCCCCAACUCGUGAGUUAGCUCAACAAAUACAAAAGGUCGUUUUAGCUUUAGGUGACUACUUAAAAGUUAAGUGCCAUGCAUGUGUAGGAGGUACUGUUGUAAGAGAAGAUAUCGAUAAACUCAAGCAAGGAGUACAUAUGGUUGUAGGUACCCCUGGUAGAGUAUACGAUAUGAUUGAUAAGAGACACUUAGGAGUCGAUAGAUUAAAGUUAUUUAUAUUAGAUGAAGCUGAUGAAAUGUUAUCAAGAGGAUUUAAAGCACAAAUAUAUGAAGUCUUUAAAAAAUUAGUUCCAGAUAUUCAAGUUGCUUUAUUUUCUGCUACUAUGCCACAAGAAAUCUUAGAAUUAACAACAAGAUUUAUGAGAGAUCCAAAAACUAUAUUAGUUAAAAAAGAUGAAUUAACAUUAGAAGGUAUUAGACAAUUUUAUGUAGCUGUAGAAAAAGAAGAAUGGAAAUUAGACACAUUGUGUGAUUUAUAUGAAACAUUAACAAUCACUCAAUCUAUUAUAUAUUGUAACACAAGAAAAAAGGUUGACAUUUUAACCCAAGAAAUGCACAAUCGUUUAUUCACUGUUUCAUGCAUGCAUGGUGAUAUGGAUCAAAAAGACAGAGAUUUAAUUAUGAGAGAAUUUAGGUCUGGAUCAACAAGAGUGUUGGUUACCACCGAUUUAUUAGCAAGAGGUAUUGAUGUACAACAAGUAUCUUUAGUUAUCAAUUAUGACUUGCCAUGCUCACCAGAUACAUAUAUUCACAGAAUUGGUCGUUCUGGUCGUUUUGGACGUAAGGGUGUUGCAAUUAACUUUGUUACUAAUGAUGAUAAGGAAAAGGAUAAGUUGAAGAAAAUCGAAUCGUACUAUAGUACUCAAAUUGAAGAAAUGCCUUUAGAAGUUGCGGACUAUUUGUAA
Plasmodium yoelii is the source of this 1197-nucleotide messenger RNA. Its product is annotated as eukaryotic initiation factor 4a, putative. The record is from RefSeq and is a predicted model, not a curated record. NCBI's taxonomy places the organism in Eukaryota, Apicomplexa, Aconoidasida, Haemosporida, Plasmodiidae. Gene Ontology annotation, molecular function: RNA helicase activity; ATP binding; RNA binding. The coding region runs from base 1 to 1197 and encodes 398 amino acids. The transcript has 3 exons.